Molecule: messenger RNA, 429 nt
Organism: Zasmidium cellare ATCC 36951
Lineage: Eukaryota; Fungi; Ascomycota; Dothideomycetes; Mycosphaerellales; Mycosphaerellaceae
Exons: 5
Coding region: 1-429 (142 amino acids)
Biological process (GO): protein import into mitochondrial matrix
Cellular component (GO): TIM23 mitochondrial import inner membrane translocase complex
Source: RefSeq, a predicted model, not a curated record
AUGGCGCAUCGUAUUAUCAGCCAGGUCGUUUUGACCGGCGCACGGGUGUUUGGGAGAGCCUUCGCAGAAGCAUAUAAACAGGCUUCGGCAUCACAGAAAUAUGCACAGCAAAUGGGCAACAGCUCAACAGCGGCAAAUACCCUCUCCUCCUCCGGCCUCACCCUCGACGAAGCCUGCCGCAUCCUCAACGUCUCUCCUCCCAAAUCCGGCCAAGCAGACAUCGCCAAGAUCCACGACCAAUUCAAGCGGCUAUUCGACCUGAACGACCCCAAACGCGGCGGCUCCUUUUACCUGCAGAGCAAAGUGCUAAGAGCACGGGAAAGAAUAGAGCUGGAGGCGCAGAGACUGAGGCAUCAGAGUCAGCAAGCGAGCCAAGAGGCUGGGAAGCAGCAGCAGCAACCACCGCCGCCGCCGCCACCAUCGAGUUGA